AAGGAGCUGAUUCUGGAGCAGCUCGCGCCUCGCUAAGUUGCAGCAGAGCUAAAGCAGAGCAAGCGAAGGCAGGAAGUAGAAGGUUCUCGGCGAAGGGGUUUUAUUUUAGAGGGUUUCCCCCCUCGAAAUGAAGAGCAAAACUCACUGUUGUUGCCAAGGAGAUCCGUAAUUCCACCGUGGACUUAUUCCGGGUUGAGUGAAUGGCUUAGCGCGCGAGUUGGGAGCAGUUGAACAUGAGGGAGGUGGCGGUGUUUUUCUCCCUCGCUGUCCAACAACAACAGCAGCAGCAGCAGCAGGAGGACAAGAUGGCAGCUUGUAGCGAGUGUUUAGAGGCUGCUGAGGGUGAAUAUUAGAGCCCGAACAUGUCUCUGUGUUCCUGCUACAGUCGCUGGCUGUGAAGGUAUGGCCUCACAGGUUUUGGUCUACCCACCGCAUGCGCAUCAGCCCCAGACAAGUGCCUUUAGCAGUGUGAGGAAAGUGGAGGCCAGCAGCUGUGUGUACCAUGAGAAGCCUCCUCGCACCUACGUGGUCGGCGUGAACCUAGGCAUCGCGCAUCCAACCAAUAUCACCACCCACCCAUCUUUAAAGACACGAGCGCAGGAGGGAGCGAGAUAUUCUUUACAGACUGUGGCUCCUGGAGAGCCGCGCAGAGGGAUUCUUUCCUCCUACAGGUGUGUAGGAGACGGAGGACAGGGAGGAAAGGAGGAGGAGGCAGAGGAAGAGGAAAAGGAGAGCAGAGGGACGUUUGACGGAUGUGGGUUUGAACGCAAAAAAGGCAAGGAGCAGGGCAGCAGCACGAGGACCAUGCAGAUCGUAGAGGAACAUCCGGCGCUGCCGGCAAUGCUGCAGAGCAACGUGGGCAGCACGGUGCCCUCCAAUCAGAAUGUGGCCGGCACAGGGAGCGGGGCCAACGACGGGGACUACCAGCUGGUGCAGCACGAGGUUCUGUGCUCUAUGAAACACACGUACGAGGUGCUGGAGUUCCUGGGCCGCGGAACGUUUGGCCAGGUUGUGAAGUGCUGGAAGCGUGGCACCAAUGAGAUCGUGGCCGUGAAGAUCCUGAAGAAACAUCCGUCGUACGCGCGCCAGGGUCAGAUCGAGGUGGGCAUCCUGGCGCGUCUGAGCAGCGAGAACGCUGAUGAGCACAACCUGGUGCGCGCCUUCGAGUGCUUCCAGCACCGCAGCCACACGUGCCUGGUGUUUGAGAUGCUCGAGCAGAACCUGUAUGACUUCCUGAAGCAGAACAAGUUCAGCCCGCUGCCGCUGAAGGUGAUCCGCGCCGUGCUGCAGCAGGUGGCCAAGGCGCUCCGCAAGCUCAAGAGCCUCGGCCUGAUUCACGCCGACCUCAAACCUGAGAACAUCAUGCUGGUGGAUCCGCGCAGGCAGCCGUACCGCGUCAAGGUCAUCGACUUUGGCUCGGCCAGCCACGUCUCCAAGGCUGUGUGCUCCACCUACCUGCAGUCGCGCUACUACAGGGCUCCGGAGAUCAUCCUGGGUCUGCCCUUUUGUGAGGCCAUAGACAUGUGGUCACUGGGCUGCGUCAUCGCUGAGCUGUUUCUCGGCUGGCCGCUUUACCCUGGAGCUCUGGAAUAUGACCAGAUUCGCUACAUUUCCCAAACUCAAGGGCUGCCCGGCGAGCACCUGUUAAACGUGGGGACGAAAACGUCCCGCUUCUUCUGCAAGGAGUCUGACUCACCGUACGCAGCCUGGAGGCUGAAGACAACAGAGGAGCACGAGACAGAGACUGGAAUGAAAUCGAAAGAGGCCAGGAAGUACAUCUUCAGCUGUCUGAACGAUAUUGGCCAUGUAAACCUGGUGUUGAAUAUGGAGGGCUGUGAUCAGCUUGCGGAGAAAGCAGACAGGCGAGAGUUUGUGGAUCUGCUCAGGAUGAUGUUGCUGAUCGACGCUGACCAGCGCAUCACACCUUCAGACGCUCUCAACCACCCUUUCGUUACUAUGCAGCACUUACUGGACUUUCCACACAGCAGCCACGUUCAGUCGUGUUUCCACAUCAUGGACGUGUGCCACUCGAGGACCAGCACAUAUGAUGCAGUGAACCGCAACAAAGCCCCGCCCCCUCUCAUGAAACCCGUCACACUACCAACCGGCCCCAACAUUGCAGUCUUCAACAAAAUACCCUCCAUCCACUCACAGGCUCUGGUUCCACCUGCGCCACCUGUGGUACAUCCUGGCAUUCCCCUGCAGACAGGAAGUGCACAGUUUGGCUGCACUGACUCUUUUCAGCAAACGCUCAUCCUUUGCCCACCAGCCAUUCAAGGAAUCGGGUCCAGCCCAAACCAGCCGUCAGGAUAUUCAGUACGGAUGGAUAAUACACUGCCACUGGUGACUCAAGCUCCGGCCAUCCAGCCUUUACCUCUCCGACCGGGAGUCAUAGCACAGCAGCCGUGGUCCAACAGGACUCCGCAGAUCCUGGUACCAGCGUGGCAGCAGGUGCCUCCUCCACCCACUACGCUGCCCUCAGACACUGUCUCCUGCCCUCAGAGGAGAGGGGACUGGGGGAAACUGCGUUCACACACCAGCCAUUAUGGUUCCAUGAUGCCGCAACCACUCGUGCCCAAUCAGAUUGCUGUAUCCGCGCACCAGACCAUGAACAUAGGCAUUGCUCACGUGGUGUGGCCUCAGACUACAGCUAACAAGAGUGGCAAGCCCAGUCAGAACAGGAGUGUGAAUAUGUCUCACUACACAGAAACACAUACUUCAGUGUGCCUCUCACCAAAGACUCAAAGACAGGACGUCCUGCGAAACCCAGAGGCGGGGCUUAGGGACAGGGAGGUGGAGUCACAGCCUAAGAAGGAGCCAAACCACAUAGAGGAAACCGAGGAAGAGAGCUGCUGUAAGACGAAAGAGCAGGGCUCUGAUGCGCAGCUGUCAGCAGCCAAUCAGCAACGAGAGUCUAUCGUUAUUGGCGAAUCGCCGAGCCCGGCGGUCAGUGUCAUUAGCAUUAGUAGCGAUACAGAUGAGGACGAGAGGGACACAGAAGAGCAGAGGUGUUCCUCUAACACAUGUAAGGGCAGUCCAGAUUGUGAGGCAUGUAAGGGGUCUCUGAAUAUGGAGCGUGUGUGUUCACUCAGCAGCCCAGACAGCAGCCUGAGCACGAGCUCCUCAGCCUCGGCUCAGUCCAGUCCCUCCCCCUGCAAGAGACCCAACAGCAUGUCUGAGGAUGAUGGUCAUGAGAGCGGCUGUGACACGGUAGACGGCUCCCCAGCAUCAGACACGCACAGUAGCCCGUUUGCCGAGAGACGCUUCCUGAACACCAAUCAGAAGCAGGAAGUUGAAAUUCGGCGGAGCAACACUCGCACAGAGAUGCAAAUAAAACCGGUUAUCAGGACGGUGGUGGUGCCACCGCUCAGAGUAAUCAACAACAAUAACAACCAGCAGCAGCACGGCAACACAGUGUUCGAGUCAUCGUGCCAGUUGCGAGGACGAUGCGCUCCCGGCCGGUUGAGUCUGCACUCCACUCCGAGUUUGCCCCGCCAGCACAAGAUCACCUCCACAUUCCAGCAGCAACAGCAGCCUCUGGGCUUUGGCCAGGUCCAGCACUACAGCUCCUGUCACAACGAGUGGAACGGCAACUACACCCAGCCUCGCCGUCCGCAGGCCUUCAUCCCUCCCACUGUGCACGGUCACACAUUCCCUCAUGCCAGCCCCACCCACUCGGCCCAGGCUCCUCCCCCAGCCCCUCCCGCCCUGCUCUCCUACCCUCCUUCCGCCCCCGUCGCUCACCUGCUGCCCUCCCCACGGCCCGUGCUGCAACCCGCCUACAGUCUGGUGCCUCAGGGCAUCAGCAUGGGCAUCAACCCGGGCAUCGACCCACACCUGCUGCCCUCGCCCACGCUGCACCCACCGGCCGCCUUCAAAGCCCUGUUCACGCCGCACUCAUACGUAACGUCGCCCGCAUACACAGGCUUCCCACUCAGCCCCACCAAACUGCCCCAGUACCCCUACAUCUGACGCAUAUACACACACACACCAACCCCAGGGCCCCUUACUGCUCUGACACUCUUGUCUCCAAAAAUCGUGGAGUUUAAUGCAUUCGAAACAAAUAUCAUGGAAGAAAAAAACUUGGUAUAUGAAAACUUGAUAUAAAACUCACUUUUCAUGCCUUUUGCACAUUUGAUAUUGAAAAGAAGAAUAACCCCCAUUAAAUCCAUCAUUAAAUCCUUUCCUGUAUACAGGGGCAUGAUGGGAUAUUGUCUCUCUCUAUAGCUAUUUUUCUAUAUUGCCUUCUAAAUGUGACUUGGUGAAGCCAUCCCAGUCUGGUGGUAGGGCCCACACGUGUGUGCGCGUGCGUGCGUGCGUGCAACUCCCUCUUGUUGGUGUUACACGUCUGUAUUUUUGUAACAGACUCAUGCCCCUUCAUUCCCAGUGUUAACUCCUUUACAACAUCCCUUAUUUUAAGGUUACUACACUCUGCAUGGAGGAAACAUAAGACUCAGAACUCACUUUGUGUGUUUUUACGAGUGUAACCUGAUCCCUCCAAAAAGUGCCUUAUAAAAAAAAAAUCAUGUCUGUGCAGGGUGUGACGUGACACACUUGCAUUCACAUGACUGCAACAGGACUGCAGCACUUGAAAUUUCACCUUUUUUCUUUUGAUUCAUACAUUAAGGCUGUCUUUUAUUUUUUUUUUUUUUUGUCUGGAUUGAUUUUCGGUGGUUUUGUUCUGUUAGUGAGUCACCGUGCGGUCUGUACAUCAGUGUCGUGUAAAAAGAUCAUCCCUUAUUGCAAAGUGGAUUAGGAAUGACAUUAAUGACAUGAAUACAUUGUGUACAUUCUCAAUUCUCCCUAAUUUUUUUUUUUUUCUUCAUGAAUUUGCUGUUGUGCUUGUUAUGGAAGUGUUGAGGCUGUAACCCUUAUGCAUUUCUUCCUCCCUCUUCCACUCCUGCUGUACUGAUUAUAUAUAUAUAUAUAUAUUUUACGCAUUACUAUUUGACAAGACCUACCAAGCAAGAGGUAGAGUAGAAAUUCCCUUUUCAGUCACUAUGGAGAAGGCUUCUGGGUUUUUCCGUCACUGUUGAGUCUGCGAGGGAGGUUUUGACGUUAGACCUGCUCGGUUUUUGGUGGACGAGCGGAUCCUUUCCUCUCGGAUGGUUUUAAUUUAAAGCGCCCUGUGUAUGGGGGAUCACUGGUGUGAUGUUUUGUAAUUUUUUGUGUGGAUUUCCUUUGAUCGCUCGGCAUGUUUUCGCUGUAGCAGGCGUUCUCACCGAAUGAACUAUGUACAGUUUUGAUUUCAUUUCCUAUCUGAUAAUCAGUUGCUACUCUUUUACUUAAUACUAACAGUAUUUACACUGUUUAACACAACUGCAAUACAAUCCAUCGUUUCUGGGUGUUUGUUUUUUAUUCACUAUUCUAAUUUUUUAGAAUUAGAUGUGUAUUUUUUUUGGUAUUGGCAUUAACCUGCAGAUAGCUCUUUAAAUCAUUGACGUGGUUUCCUGUUAGCUUGUGCAGAGAUUUCAGUAUUUAACUGUCGAUCUGUCAUUGUUGGAGUAUUUAGUGCUUUCCUGAGGUGUGAGUUGGUCGUGUGCAAUCCCCCCCCCUUCUAUAAGCACGUGGCGAGAUUCGUUUCCGCUCGUCCGCGCCGUACCGUUGAGCUUUUCAGUGCUGGCUGGUUUUAAUUUGAAACAUUCCGUCAGGGAGAAAUGAUUUGUUUUUUUCUAAUGUGCUUUGUGUUUUUAUUAAGAAUUUUUUUCCUUUGCUAUCAUUAUAUUAAAAAUGCUUUUGCUACACCAAAGACAGUAAUUGAUUUCUUAAGCGACGUAGCUACUGUUCUAGCCUAGACCUCAGAUAUUACUCUAGAUGGGGAUGUAUUAAACAAAACAAAAAAAAAAAAAAAGAAGUGUACUCUGUAUAAAGGUUGAGGUUGAUGUUUAGCUUUUUUGGCAAGUUUAAUGAUUUCAUUUAUCCUUGAAUGUACCAUAGAUAAGCUGCUAUUCACUGAUCGCCACUUCGUCAUAGCUGUGAGGGUAACGUGAUUAACUUUGUUCUUAGCUUUCUUUUUUUUUUUUUUGUACGUGUCUCGACGACCUUAAGAUAGACGUGAGGUUUUUCUUUUGGUUUUACUCUACUGAGCGGCAUCGAACCCGUUUUAAUGCCUAUGUAUAUUUUGCUUUUCUGUUUGAAGUGUCAUUGUAACUACUGUACUGCGAUUGAUGGAAGUUUUGGUUUGGCGUGUUUUUGGGGUGUGUUCUCUGUUUAUGAUUUUUCUUAAUCUUUUCGUUUGCAUCCGUGUAUUAUCUGUAGUGUUAAUGGUAAUCUUGGGGCUCAUCGUUGCAUAUGAGAUGCAUAUUGGUGUAUAUCAGAGUACGUAUAGAUAUAUAUUAGUAUCUCGAUAAGGCAUAGCUUGCAGGAUAGAUUUAACUUUUCUUUUUUUUUUCCGUGGAUGUGUUUAUCGAUUGAUUUGAGAUGGAGAAAAAUGUGCCGCUAUGAAAUCAUACAUUAUUCCGGUUUGUCACUUGCACAGAGUUGAGGAAGAAGUGUUGCUUGUUUAUAAUCGAUUGCAGUGCUUAAUGUUUAAUCAGCAUGUAUUUCAAAAGUCUUGAGCAUUUACUUUUGAUUUGAUUUCAGUCAGUCCAUGUUUAUAGAUUAUGCCUGAUGUACUUGUUCGGCUAAUACGACGACUGCGUUGUCAAUAUGAAUGAAUUCCCGGAUGCAUGAUUAGUACCGGCGGCCAUUUUUCUCACGGUGUUGGUGUGGAACUCGUCACACACCCGUAUUCUGCUCUGUAGAAGGAGCAGCGCUAAACUAGUGCCUUCCAGAUGUGCUUCAGACCUUUAUGUCCUGUGCGCGCACACGCACACACACGCACACACACACACAGCAACCCAGAUCUCUCUUAUUCUCGCUUGCGAGGUCAGUUAAAGUGUUUUAUCUUGUGGUGUGUGUGUUCUUGACUCUUUUGGACCUCUUAGUGUUGAAAAAUUAGUUAUGCACUGGCUUCCAGUAGUGUGUGUGGUGUUUUUUCUCCGCUCUAGUUUCGUCUUUGGUAGUGUUCGUGUCACUUGGCAGUCAGACGCCAAACAUGCAAUGCAGUGAUGUCUUCACACGAGAUUUUUAUUUAAAAUUUUUAAAUCCAUACAUUUCAUUUAACUUGUUUGCUUGUGUGUGUGUGUGUGUGUGUGUGUGUGUGUGUGUGUGUGUGUGUGUGUGUGUGUGUGUGUGUGUGUGUGUGUGUGUGUUUCUUUUUUUUUUUUCCCCUUCCUUUGCCUUUUUUUUUUUUUUUUUUUGGGCUAAUAUCCAACAACAGAAAUCCAAUAAUGAAAUGCUAUCAGGGAUCAUUACUGUUCCGCUGACGUGGUCCUUUCUCCCGUAUUGAAGCUUUACAUAAGUACACUGUGAUUGUAAUAAGCUUGGAAUAAGCAUCAUCCCGCAGUUUACCACUUCGUCCUGCCAUUUUUUUUAAGCAGCAAACUCUGUCUUCAACGGGACACAACGUUCAUACCAAUGUGCACGUUAUUUGCUUUAAUGUACUUAAAGAUUUGGUCCAAAAAUAAUGUGGCUGUGGAGCCACGAAAUCAAAAACUCAUUUCACUUUUAUACACGAUGUUAUUAAGCAUGUAGCACUAGGGGCAAGUACACAUAGAAGUACACACUCAUACAGAUAUUGUACAAUUAUGCAUUGCAUCAAUAAUCAGACUUUUUUUUGUUUGUUUCAAAUCUGUGUUUAGACAAAAUCUACCAAAAACCCAAAUGGAGAACUAAAAUUGAGCAAGUAUAAGUGUGGCAGCCUGGGAAAACCUUUCACAUGGUCAUAUUUUGUGCAAAACAUAGUUCUGAAAAUUGCUCUGGAACUAUAAUGAGUUUAAUUUAAAAAAAAAAAAAAAAAAAAGCAAAUCUAAAGAUUUCAUUCCAGUUUCUCUUAAAGAUGUUUCGCCUACCUCUACACUGCUAACCCUAAUCCGCUGAUUAUUAAACAGUGCUACUGCCAAAUUUGAAAGAAUUCUACGUUUACAACAGGAAACGAGUUCUCACUUUAUCAGCAUCAUCCCCGUCACCUUCUCUGUCUCAUCACUGUGAGGUUUAAACACACACUUCAUGGUCAUCUCUGCACUCUCUCUGAUCUCUGUUCAUUUUCACUUUUUUUUUGGACUGAAUUUCAUGUUGUUAAUGUAUUUUUAUUAGGUCAUUUAACAUUUUAAAACCGAGUGUGUAAGCUCUCGGUGGAUUAGCCUUCUCUCUGUUUCUGUAGCUCUAACAACUUGGAUCAAAUCUUGGCAUUCAGUGUGUGAGGAAUUCACACACAGCUAGCAAACUUUCAGCAGACUGACUGUUUUGACCACCGCGUCUGUUAAAUUGCCUCCUUAUGCAACAUGAUCUUUGCAGGAAGACACCAAGGCAAGGUUAGAAAGUAAAAAAUAUAUAUAUAUUUCCAUGUCAUUUGGAUGAAUGUGUGUUUAUCUCAAAGUAGAAAAGUCAAAGUAUUUUCACAAGAGAAAACUUCAAACCAGGUUUUUCAUAAUUUUUGGCAGCAACAUCUGACAGGUUUUCCCGGACCGCCACCCCCACACACACACACACACACACACACACACCGAAAACUUUUACUAAUCACGUUCAAACUGAUAAAGUACUCCCAUCAUACCAAACAAUUGUAUUUGGCUUGUUUUUACUUUACUGCGUGUUCUCUCUCGAUUGGUUGAAGUGUUUGUUUUUUUUUCCUUUUAGAGACGUGUGUACUGAAAUUCAGGGUCUUGGUAUUUGUCACAUGUGCUACUGUAUACCAGUUUCUGUCCUAAUGUUUGGGUUUGAUCGCUUUAGAGCUAUUAACCUUCUUUUUUCCUGCAGAUUAUAUUUUAGUAGAAGUUAAAUCUCACUGCAAGUUAUCAGAGAAUAGAUUUAGACAUCAGAGUAAGUGGACUUGAUUUACUAAAUCUGAACUGUUACUGUUUUAAUACAUGUAGGUUUCUGUGGCUUUCUAAUACGUUUUUGCUUCUGAUUUAUUUUUACGCUACAUUAGUUUGCCAUGUAGCCAUUGCACUGUGCAAUAUUCAGUAUAUGAGGACUGGGAACUUUUUUUUUUUUUUUUUUAAGUGUGUAAUGUCUCUUACAGUUUUCAGUCGUUAUUUCUCUGGUUCUCAGUGAUUUCUAUGUGACCAAGCCUUAUGUACUUUGUCACAAAAAGCGGGUUUUCCUGGUGACUAUUUGGUGAGUGUCAAAUUAAAGAAAUUAUGGUGUAUUGUCAAAAUUCACUUUGAAUUAAAAUAUAUAUUGCUGCAGGCAA
Messenger RNA from Pangasianodon hypophthalmus (striped catfish), 9235 nucleotides. It is a transcript of the gene hipk3a, whose product is annotated as homeodomain interacting protein kinase 3a. NCBI's taxonomy places the organism in Eukaryota, Metazoa, Chordata, Actinopteri, Siluriformes, Pangasiidae. The record is from RefSeq and is a predicted model, not a curated record. The coding region runs from base 403 to 3972 and encodes 1189 amino acids. Gene Ontology annotation, cellular component: nucleus; cytoplasm; PML body. Gene Ontology annotation, molecular function: protein tyrosine kinase activity; protein serine/threonine kinase activity; ATP binding. The transcript is spliced from 16 exons. Gene Ontology annotation, biological process: peptidyl-serine phosphorylation; peptidyl-threonine phosphorylation.